AUGCCUGUCAAUACAAGAUCAAUCAACCGCGAAGAGACUUCAGAGAAUCAGAUAGCUGGAUUCUUUCUAACAUCAAUAACCGCGCGAAGACAAUGCAAUAAUCAAGCUCAAGAUAAUUCUUCAGAACCUGAAGAUAUGACAGAUCAUGAUAAAGUCACCAUUCUGAGACAGCUUAUUGCUCAGAAGAAUGAGGAAAUACACUGA
Molecule: messenger RNA, 204 nt
Organism: Blastomyces dermatitidis ER-3
Lineage: Eukaryota; Fungi; Ascomycota; Eurotiomycetes; Onygenales; Ajellomycetaceae
Exons: 1
Coding region: 1-204 (67 amino acids)
Source: RefSeq, a predicted model, not a curated record